Uloborus diversus is the source of this 2094-nucleotide messenger RNA. RefSeq lists its product as uncharacterized. Lineage: Eukaryota; Metazoa; Arthropoda; Arachnida; Araneae; Uloboridae. The coding region runs from base 1 to 2094 and encodes 697 amino acids. The record is from RefSeq and is a predicted model, not a curated record. The transcript is spliced from 2 exons.
AUGAAACAAGCAUUUUUGCAAGUUUCGCUCAACGAAGAAGAUCGAGAUGUUACUCAUUUUUUCUUUACCGAUGACCCCUUGGACGAAUCUAUUGCACCCCAGGUUUAUAAAUUUACUCGCGUUCUAUUCGGAAUCAGUAGCAGUCCGUUUUUAUUGGCAGGAACUUUGAAAUAUCAUCUUAAACAGUAUACUGAAAGAUAUCCGGUGACUACAAAAUUUUUAAAUGAUAAUAUUUAUGUCGAUGACAUCAUCUGUAGUCUUGCAUCUGUAGAUGAAGCCUUAUCUCAUACAUUAGAGUCCAUAGCAAUUUUCGAAGAUGCUAGUUUGUCACUACACAAGUGGCGCACUAAUUCGAAGACCCUACGCGAAUUGUGGAAAAAACAUGGAGUGAUCUCGAGUGAUAAUGCUGAACCCCUCAAAGAAGAAAAUAUGACUUACAAAGUCUUAGGUAUAGCAUGGGACAACUUAAAGGACAUUCUUUAUUUUGAUGUUGGAGAUCUAGUCAAAUUUGUUUCUAGAGGAACUGACACUAAACGCUACGUGCUCCAGGUCUUAGGACGCAUCUUCGAUCCUAUCGGAAUUUUAGGUCCUUUUACAGUGAGAAUUAAAUGUUUGAUGCAACAGAUUUGGGCGUUACGUAUUGAUUGGGAUGACAGAUUACCCGAAGAUCUAAGUUCGUUAUGGAGAAGCUGGUGCGAAGAAGUUCCUCAACUGACGGAAAUUUCAAUCCCACUCCACUAUUUUUCCGAAAACCUAAAUAUUGAUAUCAAGACUCUUGAACUUCAUUUCUUUUGUGACGCAAGUAUGAAAGCAUUUGGAACAGUUGCCUACAUGCGUGUUUUAUCUCGAAAUGAAGACGUUCGAACGGCCUUUGUAGCUUCUAAAAAUAGAGUUGCUCCGAUAAAAUCUCUUACAUUGCCUCGGCUGGAGCUCAUGGCUGCAGUAUUGUCAGCAAAAUUAAGUUUUAAUAUUUUGAAAUCCUUGAAACGUGACAUUCCGUGCUAUUUCUGGUCUGACUCGAAGAUAACAAUUUUUUGGAUAAAAGGAAAUCCUGAAAAAUUCAAACCUUUUGUCAAGAAUCGGAUUGAAGAAAUUCGAGAAUUCACAGCACCUUCAGACUGGUUUUUUUGCCCCGGAAAAGUCAACCCUUCAGACACCUUGUCGAGGGGAGCAAAAGUUUCUAAACUGCUAGAAGAUCCAACCUGGCUGACAGGACCGCAGUGGCUAAAAAAUUCUCCAGAAUACUGGCCGAAGUCAGAAAAUGAUGAAGCAAUAAAUACAGAAGAAUUGGAAUACACAAAGAAAUCGGAGGAGAUCUUUCAAUGUGAAUGUCUUGUUGAAGAAAAGGAAAAUGCAAUCAACAGUACUAAAUUUAGUAAUAUGGAGAAGUUGGUGAGGAUUACAGCUUGGGUGAAGAAGUCGAUCAUGAAAUUUAGAAAGAUUUCUAAUAUAGAAAACACAUUGACCGCUGAAGAAUUAAUAGAAGCUGAGAAUCAUCUGAUAAGAUUAGAACAGAAGAUCUUUUUUAAAGAAGAUUACGAAUCCUUGAAGAAUGGAGAUCCGAUUCAAAAAGACUCUGAUUUGUUUAACUUUUUGCCAUUCAUGGAUGAAAAAGAAAUUAUCAGACUAGGAGGAAGAUUAGAAUUUGCUGAAUUAUCUACAGAAGAAAAACAUCCUAUUAUUCUUCCAAAACGGUCCUGGCUGACAUUUUUAAUCACAAGAAGAGAACAUGAGAAAAUGAUGCACGAAAUGCUUCAAACACUAAUCGAAGGAAUCGUCCAAUCAGAAGAAUACACUCCUUCUGGUAGACUUUUAUGGGUGGGUAACGGAACUCUUCGUCAGCCGGACUUUUAUGUGACAGUCAGAAACGAAGGCGAUAAAAAAUCCACACUCUUGACAACGUUACAUAAUUUCGUGCUCAGUGAUCAGUUCCAUUGGAAGAUACCGUUGAUGAACCAUCCGGAUAUUCUCAACGAUAGCACCAAAGCUAAUUGGACUAAUCCUUACUACUUCUGUGAAUCGAAGAAAUGGCUCAUAUCUUACACUAAAAUGGUGGUUGGCACGUCCAAAGAAAGCCCAGCUGGAGAUAGGUAA